This is a messenger RNA of Cladocopium goreaui, 2805 nucleotides long. The record is from the annotation of a GenBank genome assembly. NCBI's taxonomy places the organism in Eukaryota, Dinophyceae, Suessiales, Symbiodiniaceae.
AUGUCGCGCGUGUGGCUGCUGGGCUGGUGCCUGCUCGCCAGUGCAGAGAGCAACAUUGAGGCUCCCAGCGACUUGGAUUGUGGAGUAGUUGGCCUGCAAAAUGGAACGCUCGGUUGCCACCAGGAGGCUACAACAGACUGUCCUGGAAUACCUUUGUUGCGGGGCGUAUGCCCGAGCGAAUGCCCCUUUGUGGUGCCACAUUCUUAUCUCAGUUGCGUAUUUCAGUGCGCCACCGCUUCCACAUGUUCGAUAGCCAAUCCUAAUUUGGCCUUCCCGAACAAUGCCACGCAACUCUGCGAGCCGUGCCAAGUGGUCGGAUGCAAAAGGUGCGCCUCAAAGGACACUUGUGCAGAGUGCUUUGACAACUUUUGGCCUGAAUUUGGAGGACGCGUUUGCGUGUACGUAUGGGAUGACCGGGCCCAACAUGGGAUGAAUGCUGCUUUCGCCUUCAGUUUGCUGCUGAUUCUCAUCCUCCUGGCAGGCGUGUACCUCAUCGACCGAUGCAACUGUUGGGGACGCUGCCUGCCCCAAGAGAUCGAGAGCUCACCUGAUGCGCUGGACGAUGAAGAAGAUGCGCUGGUGCGAGCUCAGAAAGAAAGCAGUUUGCCGAACGAGCUUGGAGGACAAGGGGAAUUGUUGACGUGUGACAUCACUCCCUUGAGCAUCAACCAGGGGAAGCUGCAUCGUUUGCGCUGCAAGGUCAAGAAUCCUGAGCCUCAAUCAAAGCAUAGGGAAGGCAUGCAGCACUCUCAAAGUCUUUUGGGUCAUAUGGAGCGGCAACUUCCUGCUGAGAACCGGGCCUCGACCUUGCUGGGCCGCUUUAAGAACGUGCCCUUCAGUGUCAACUUGCACAAGAAGUUUCUCGUCGGUGUUGGCUUGCCCCUCUUCCACCAGUGGCAUUUGUUUCUCUUCUUGUACAGCUUGGUGAUGUGUGCAGGGACGGCGUGGAUCUACUUUGGAUCAGAUCUCAGCGGCCAGCUGAGCCGUACAGGGUUGGAUCACGCCUCUCAUUUGCUGAUGGAAGAGUUCGAAGUCGGCAAAAGUGCCAUGACCCUUUGCGGACUGAACUCGCAAGAAAACCACCUGGGACUCGCCGCGCAGGACUUUGGUCGCCGGGCCACGUUAGGAUACUCUCUUCUAUGGCUGGUAGGUAUGGUAUUGUCUCUAUGGCAUGCCUUGCGGCAGAAGAGGGCAGCUCACAAUUUUCACCAAAGGCACCCUUCGUUGGCGGAGUUUGCGCUAAGCUUGGAGGGCUUCCCUGCCAGUGCCACAGACGAGGAUGAGAUCCUAAAGUUCGUCCGGCAGAGCUUCGGCAUCCAGGAUUUGCAGAUCUCUGUUUGCUACGACUACCGCGACAGGCGAGCUCGCGUCAGUGAGCUUUGGGAGAAGAUUUUGGUUCGUGAGGACGUCGCUGCAGGUGCAUACCAUCCGAGUUUGGCCGCUGGUCCUUAUGGCAACCUUCGGAGCUUGGGCCUUUCUGACGAUGAAAAGCAGGAAGUGCGGCAAUGGUUGGAUACGAGCCGGCCAGGUGCUCUGAGGAACGCCGGCUCAGUCUUUGUGAUCUUCUCUCACACCUACGAGCUACACUCUGCAGAGCAGCUUCCAGAGAGGUUUGCCCUACACCGCCUGCCGCGAGGGAAGACACCUCUUUUGCCCCACUCCUUGACGCCGGAGUUCCUGCCCUCUCUUCCGCUGGAAUGGGUGGAUGAAGGCGGAAGAAGGCAUCACCUCACUGUGAGGGAUGUUGCUUGUGAACCGCCCGAGGUGGCUUGGGAGCACCUGGGGUUGGAUGUGGCUAGCAUCAGUGCUCGUGCGGCUCUGGCUGGUCUGGCUGUGGUGGUGAGUUUUUGCGUCAUCGCUGCGGUGGUCUUCUUGCCCCUAGCCACCUACAGUAUCAGCUACGUGUCCCAGGCGGGCAGCUUGCCCACUGGUGUGAUGAUGUCGGUGAUGGGAAUUCUGGUGAUGACAGUGAACUGGAUGAUUGGCUUGCUCCACAUUUUUGUCUCGUCGAAAGUGGGUUUUGCCCGUCGAGAUAGGGAAGGCUUGCUGAUUUUCAAGGCUUUCUCCACUCUGUGUUUUGUCAGCUUCCUUUUCAAUGUGGCCAUUACCAUCUUCCCAGAGAGCAGUGCCCAUCCUUUGCGUUUCUUGCUUCAUCCACUUGGCGAAGGUCGUCCAGUCACAUCCAUGCAGGACAUUUCCUUCCAGGUUCGAGCUUCAGUGCACUUGUUCCACGUGCUUGUCCCAGGUAGUCUCUUCAUUGGCUACCUACUCUUCCCUCUGCAAGGCUUUGUGUGGCCUGCAGUUUCCACCAUUUCCUUCUUACGCUUUUGGCACAGCCGGAGCUUCACCUCUGACCUGAAAGCACGUGAGGCCGAAAAGGCGAUGGAACCCUUGGGCAUGAGCCUUGGCCACGACUACAUGGGCUUUGUGGUACAGCCACUCUCCUGCAGCUUGACCCUCUUCUUUGCCUCUGGCGUGGCUUGGCAGACCUUUGCCUUCCUUGCAGCAUGGAGUGCUUUCAUGAUGCCCUUCACGAGGUACAUGCAUUUGCGAGCGAUGCGGCGGAGCUACUUUUCCACCAACCGCAUUGAUAUGGAUGCACUUUUUGCCUGGGGCUUUCCUCAUUCCCAGGUCUUGGCAGCCAGUGCGUUUUGGGCAGCCCGAAUCUACAAUUGGACCUUGCUGGUCGUCCCCGCAACGUGGUUGGGAGCUCUGGCCGUGUACCAUGUGUUGCUCGCCUUCAUAGUGCAACCGCUGGUGCUUCCCAAGGACAGCACAUUCGAAGACGGUGUUUGUAAUGUUUGA